Messenger RNA from Myotis lucifugus (little brown bat), 705 nucleotides. RefSeq names its product NKG2-A/NKG2-B type II integral membrane protein-like. The coding region runs from base 1 to 705 and encodes 234 amino acids. The record is from RefSeq and is a predicted model, not a curated record. NCBI's taxonomy places the organism in Eukaryota, Metazoa, Chordata, Mammalia, Chiroptera, Vespertilionidae. Gene Ontology annotation, biological process: positive regulation of natural killer cell mediated cytotoxicity; stimulatory C-type lectin receptor signaling pathway. The transcript has 6 exons.
AUGAACAACCAACCUGUAACCUAUGCAGAACUGAAUUUGGCCAAGUCCGCCAAGAGACAGCAAAGGAAGCCUAAGGGCACUCAAAGCUCCAUUCCAGUAACGGAGCAGGAAAUAGUAACCUAUGCAGAAUUAGCUCUUCAAAAUGCUACCCGGGAUCUUCAAGAGAGGGACAAGAAGGACCACUCCAAAGAUUCACCAUCAACUCCAGAGAAGCUCGUUGCUGGGGUCCUGGGAGUUAUCUGCCUUAUCUUGAUGUACAGUGUAGUAAGAGUGAUACUUUCUAUGCCUUGUAAGUUUUUGGAAAAGAACAAUUCAUCCCUCAACACAAACAUCCUGAAAGCUUAUCAUUGUGGUCAUUGUCCAAUGGAGUGGUUUACAUAUUCUAAAAAUUGCUAUUACAUUAGUACUGAAAAUAAAACAUGGAUUGAGAGUGUGCUGGCCUGUGCUUCUAAAAACUCUAACCUGCUUUAUAUAGAUAAUGAAGAAGAAAUGAAAUUUCUGAGUUUCAUGUUACCACCAUCAUGGAUUGGAAUUUUUCGUAGCAGCAGUAGUCAUCCAUGGAUGUUGAUAAAUGGUUCAGCUUUCAAACUAAAAAUAGCAGAAUUAUCAUCUGAUAAAGGUGACUGUGUUCUGCUGCACGUAUAUGGCCUCACAUCAUGGAGUUGUGGAGCUUCAAAAAUAUAUAGUUGCAAACAUAAGCUUUAG